AUGCGAUCGACUCUCCUUCUCUCUCUGGCUGCGACGGCCCUGGCGGCGACUCCGGCGCAGUGGCGAUCGCAGUCUAUAUACUUUUUACUCACCGAUCGUUUCGCCCGCACGGACAAUUCAACGACUGCAGAAUGUGAUACCAGUGCUGGGAGAUACUGUGGUGGCUCGUGGCAGGGCAUCAUCAACCAGCUGGACUAUAUCCAAGGGAUGGGCUUCACGGCUAUUUGGAUUACGCCGGUGACUGCCCAGGUUGAGGACUCCUCGAGUGGAGAUGCGUACCAUGGCUACUGGCAACAGGAUCUAUAUUUUCUCAACUCUCAACUUGGAACGAAGGACGACCUCCUUGCACUCUCGGACGCAUUGCAUGAGCGGGACAUGUACCUGAUGGUUGACGUCGUUGCCAAUCACAUGGGAUACGACGGCGCGGCCGAUUCUGUCGACUACAGUGUCUUCAACCCGUUCAACUCGCAAGACUACUUCCACUCUCCGUGCUCGAUUGAUGACUACGACGACCAAACUCAGGUCGAGGAGUGCUGGCUGAGCACAAGCGCUGUCAGUUUACCAGAUGUCGACACUACCCGGGAUGAUGUUAAAACCCUCUGGUACGACUGGGUCGAGGCUCUCGUAUCGAACUACUCCAUUGACGGCCUCCGAGUCGACACAGUCAGGCACGUCCAGAAAGACUUCUGGGCAGACUUCAACGAUGCGGCGGGCGUUUACUGCGUCGGCGAGGUCCUCCAAGGUGAUCCAGAGUACACCUGCGCAUACCAAGAGCUCAUGGACGGCGUGCUCAACUAUCCAAUCUACUAUCCCCUCCUCAGGGCUUUCAGCUCUACAUCUGGCAGCAUAAGCGAGCUAUACGACAUGAUCAACAGCGUCAAAUCCACAUGCGCCGACUCGACCCUGCUGGGCAGCUUCAUUGAGAACCACGACAAUCCGCGAUUCGCCUCGGAAACCGACGACAUAUCUCUCGCCAAAAACGUCGCCGCCUUUGUCAUCCUGUCCGACGGCAUCCCCAUCAUCUACGCCGGCCAAGAACAGCACUAUGCUGGUGGCGAGGACCCCGAAAACCGCGAGGCAACCUGGUUAUCUGGAUUUGACACAUCAAGCGAGCUGUACAAGCUCAUCGCCGCGUCGAAUGCGAUCCGCACCCAUGCCAUUGGCCAGGAUGACGAGUGGAUUACCUAUAAGAACUACCCAAUCUACCAAGACACCUCAUCUUUAGCGAUGCGCAAGGGCAACAACGGAACACAGGUGGUCACUGUUCUCACGAAUGCCGGGGCCGGAGGCAACUCUUACACGCUUUCCCUGCCUGAUACGGGAUACAGUGCUGGGGCCGCGCUGACGGAGGUCUUGUCGUGCACGGAUAUCACUGUUUCUGAUAACGGCGAGGUUCCUGUGCCGAUGGAAAGCGGGCUGCCGAGAGUAUUGUACCCUACUGCGAAGUUGGAGGGCAGUGGAAUUUGUCAGUAG
Aspergillus puulaauensis is the source of this 1473-nucleotide messenger RNA. Its product is annotated as alpha-amylase. Gene Ontology annotation, biological process: carbohydrate catabolic process. The record is from RefSeq and is a predicted model, not a curated record. The coding region runs from base 1 to 1473 and encodes 490 amino acids. NCBI's taxonomy places the organism in Eukaryota, Fungi, Ascomycota, Eurotiomycetes, Eurotiales, Aspergillaceae. The transcript is spliced from 9 exons. Gene Ontology annotation, molecular function: alpha-amylase activity; calcium ion binding.